This is a messenger RNA of Lodderomyces oxycetoniae, 348 nucleotides long. RefSeq lists its product as uncharacterized. The record is from RefSeq and is a predicted model, not a curated record. NCBI's taxonomy places the organism in Eukaryota, Fungi, Ascomycota, Pichiomycetes, Serinales, Debaryomycetaceae. The transcript has a single exon. Bases 1 to 348 code for a protein of 115 amino acids.
AUGAGCGCAGAAAAUAGCAACAGCGGUAGCGGUAACGAGAAGGCACCACAAGAGAAUACUUCUGCUUCUCCCGAAUUGAACCAAGAAGAUUUACACAAGAUUCAAAAUAUAACUGAAAAGAUUCUAAAUCCAAAUGGCGAGAAUCCCCAGACAAAUGAAUAUAUAAAGGCGACAUUUUCAUACAUUGGCAACGCAUUGAAGAAAAUGCAAGAUACAGACGACAGGGAUGCCACUGCCAAAGAGAUUGCUGAUGACUUGACUUCUAAAUUCGAAAGUUGGGCUGCAACUAAAAAGAAAGAAGAGGAAGAGAAAAGAUUGAAAAGUGAAGAGAAGAGGCAAGAUAACUAA